Molecule: messenger RNA, 1782 nt
Organism: Cryphonectria parasitica EP155
Lineage: Eukaryota; Fungi; Ascomycota; Sordariomycetes; Diaporthales; Cryphonectriaceae
Product: alcohol oxidase
Exons: 1
Coding region: 1-1782 (593 amino acids)
Molecular function (GO): flavin adenine dinucleotide binding; oxidoreductase activity, acting on CH-OH group of donors
Source: RefSeq, a predicted model, not a curated record
AUGCUCUUCUCUUGCCCCUCCCUCUCCUUGGCCGCAGCCGUCCUGCUCCUCCUUGGACCCGCACGCGCAGAAGGAUCCUACGACUACAUCAUCAUCGGCGGCGGGACAUCCGGGCUCCUCCUAGCAACCCUGCUCUCCACCAAUCCCAACACCACUAUCGCCGUCCUUGAAUCCGGCCCUGACGCCCGUACAGACCCUCGCAUCACCAUUCCCGAGAAUGAAGGCACCAUCGUCGCCACCACCUAUGACUGGAACUUCACCAGCAUACCCCAGACCUCGCUGCUCGACCAGGCCGUCAUUGCCUACCCGCGCGGCCGCGUGCUAGGGGGCACCGCAGCCAUGAACUUUAUGCUUUGGCACCGGGCCUCGUCCGUCGAGCUGAAUGCUUGGGAGGAUGUGCUGAACGUCUCGGGGGGUUGGGACUGGGAUGCGCUAUUUGCGGCUUCGCGGGACGGGGAGACGUUUAUGCCGCCUCCUGAGGACCUGGAGGCGGAAGGUUUAACGUGGGAUGCGGCGUUUCAUGGCUUUGAGGGGCCCGUGGCGGGAAGCAUGGCGCGCAACGUGUACUCGCUGUAUGAGGACUAUGUAGUUCCCUCGCUGGAGGCGCUUGGUGUGCCAAAACUUGUGGAUGUGGACGGCGGGAACACGACGGGAAUGAGGUAUGGGCCGUUGGCGGUGAAUGCGAGCUCGUACACGCGGUCGUAUUCAGGUUCGGCAUACACGAAUGUCGAGAGCAGGCCUAACUUGGUGGUAUAUACCAACACCACCGCCACGAGAAUCCUGUGGUCUGAUAAUGAUGAUGACGACGACGAGUCCUUCUCCUCAGACGACGAACUCGCGAUCGCCAGUGCCGUAGAGUUUAUAGACCCGUCCAGUGGAAAUCUGGCCAUUCUCAACGGCACAAACAUCAUCGUCUCAGCCGGCUCGAUUCAGAGCCCCCCUCUUCUCGAGGUAUCUGGCAUCGGCGACCCAGACAUCCUCUCCAGCCUGGGCAUUCCAACCAUCGUCGUCGAUCUGCCAGCCGUGGGCAGCGGAUUCCAAGACCACCUCACAUAUGCCGGGAUCUUUGGCUACAACACGUCGCUCAACCUGACAGGCGACCAGUACAUUCAGGAUUUUCAGGACUACGCGCAGCCGAGCCGGUUUCUAUCCGAGGAGGACUACGCCUUUGCGAGCAAUCUGCUGUUCAACAACGACUCGAUGAAUUCGCUGACGGGGGCCUCGAAUGCGAGCCUUGCCAUGCUAAGAGCGAUGUGGACGGCGGACCAGCCGUUGAUCGAGUUCGGGUGGUUCUUGGGGUUCGUGACUGGCUACGUGCUGCAUCCCUUGAGCAGUGGUUCCGUACAUGCAGCAGCAGGAGCAGCAGCACAACAGCCCUUGAUCGACCCAAACUUCAACGGCGCGAGCAUCAACGGGACAUCCUUCGAUCUGUGGCUCCUCGCCAAGGCCCUCCAAUACUACGCCACGACGGUGGCCUCGUCUGGGCCCCUCGGUGCCAAUGGGGCCGAGUUCAGCAUUCCAGGUACUUUAUCCUUUGAGGAUUUCCAAGCCGAGGUGUUGGAGGGGUUGACCAGCGGGAGCCAUCCUACCGGCGGGUGCGUGAUGAUGCCGCGCGAGCAAGGAGGGGUGGUGGACGGGUCGUUGAGGGUGUAUGGCACCGCGAACGUCAGGGUUGUGGAUGCGAGUGUGAUUCCGAGCAGUCCUGGACAACAUGCCAUGGGGUUGGUGUACGCCAUUGCAGUCAGGGCAGCGGAGAUCUUGCAGGGUGAUGCUGCUUACUGA